This is a messenger RNA of Scleropages formosus (Asian bonytongue), 840 nucleotides long. Its product is annotated as immediate early response gene 5-like protein. Bases 1 to 840 code for a protein of 279 amino acids. The record is from RefSeq and is a predicted model, not a curated record. Lineage: Eukaryota; Metazoa; Chordata; Actinopteri; Osteoglossiformes; Osteoglossidae. The transcript has a single exon.
AUGGAACGCGCCUUAGAUGCCCAGCAAAUUAUGAGCAUGUCUUUGGAGAAGAUGUGUAGCUCCCGGCUUCAGAGAGGCGGGAUAAACCUGCGCAAGAGUCUCCUGGUUUGGCGGCUUGUGCGCUGCGCUCGACAGACGCUCGGCGCUCCGGAGCCCGACACCAUGACCAUGGAGCUGCUGGAAGAGGAGCUCCAGCGCAAAGGACGGGACAUGAUGAUGAUGAUGAUGAUGAUGACGAAGGGCAUCCAGGAUCCGUUCUCACAACCGUGCUACGGUCCAAGCGCAGUCUGUUGGGCUGUAGAGGAACCGGAACCCAUUCCUGAGCGGGUCACAUGUGAGCUGCAGGAGGCAAAGUCUGGGAGCAUCAGUGAGUGCUUCUCCGUGGAGAGCCUGAGCCAGGUGCCUCCUUCAGAGGAGAUGUCAGUGUGGACCACGUGUCACACAGGUGCCAGACACAGUGUCUUGGAUGGGGUGCAUGCUGGAGACGGUGGAGGACCGAGCAUCCGUGGGCGAUGCUGGAGAUCUGACUGCAGAUGCUGCGAUGCUGCUGUCACUCAAUACGACACGUGUGGGGGCAUCGGGAGGAAGAGAACUGCGGGCUCUUCACCGCAGAGUGCUGUCCCAGGGAAGCAGAGCAAAGCAGCUCCACCCAAGGCCCAGACUAAGGAGGACGGCGAAGAGGAAAGUGCAAUGGACACUGGAGACACGUCCGACCUCACAGAUGUGUUGAGAUCCAACUUGUCAAGACCCGUGACUGAAGACCCAGGGUCUGGCCAGACGUUUGGGGAACUUGCUCUGAAAAGCAUCAGUCCCUGGGGUUCUGCGGUUGUGGCUUUCUGA